GCGCAAUCAGAGAGGGAGACAGGAGGGAGGGAGCACAAGUGCAGGCGAGGACUGUCGCUGCAUCCUUCUGAAAGAAGACAAAAUAACAACAACAACCCCAAGGAGAGCUCGUCCCUAUCAUCUUCCUCUCUUCCGCGUCCUUUUGCCUCUCUCUUCCUGGCCAUUGUCCAAGCCUUGGCUGUAGAAUGAGCUCCAGCCUGCUGGAAAACCCGGUGCAGGCGAUCUUGUACCUGCGGGAGCUCACCACCAUCGUGCAGAACCAGCAAAGUCUCAUCCAGACGCAGCGCUCCCGCAUCGAGGAGCUGGACCGGCGAGUGGAUGAGCUCAUCGGGGAGAACAGGCACCUGCGAGAUGUCCGCGUGCAGCAGCAUCAGCAUCCCUACACUGCGUACCCGCACCACCUCCUCCAUCAUCACCACCAUCAGCUUCACCCCGACGUGGGCUUCCUCCAUCACCUCCACCUCGCUCAGGACCCGCAGACCAAGAGCUCCGCGGCAAACUCCGCGGCGAGCCCCGCGCCGGAGCAGGCGGCCGCACCGGCACAACAAGUCGACGGGGCCGCGGUGGUCCAGCCCCCUCCCACGGAACCUUUGGACCCGGGAGACAUGCAGCUGGUUCCGGCCGAGCCGACUUCGGAUUCGCCUGUCGAGAGCGAGCCGGAUAACGGCGGGAGUUGCAGCGGGUGCCGCUCCUUGGUUCCGAUGACCCCGACCACUCUGUGUCGGUCAUUGGCCCUCGCCAAGACGUCCGAAAGCGAGACGGUGCUGCAUCAGUUCUGCUGCCCUGCCCCUGAGCAUCCUGAGGCUGACACAAGUGGCACGUCCAGCGGCCGUUUGCUGAGCCUGGAGGACGGUUCGUCCUCGGGUAGACCGGACGUGGAGGGCACCGCAGCCAAACGGGAGGGGCCCAGCGAGUACGAGAUCUCCCUGGAGAACAAAAACAAACAGAUAGAAGACCUGGAGCAGAAGUACGGAGGCCACCUCAUCUCCCGACGGGCCGCCCGUCGCAUCCAGACCGCCUUCCGUCAGUACCAGCUAAGCAAAAAUUUCCAAAAGAUCCGCAACUCGCUCUCGGAGAGCAAGCUACCCCGCCGGAUCUCCUUGCGCCAACCCAGCCCCUCGGGACGGAACCGCAAUAGCGCCCAGAGACACAGUUACUCUCUCCACCCGGGAGGGGGACAGAUACCGCUACGUUCCAAGACGCCGCCUCCGCCGCCGUGCCGCUCCACUUCUCUGCCGCCGUCUCCCGCGUCCGCCCCAGCAGCGGCUGCCCCUCCGGCCACGGGACCGGCGCCCGCUCAAAGCUCUGGACCCUCGCUCUCACAGCUGGAGGACUGCUUCUCUGAACAACUCCACUCGCUGGCCCAGUCGAUAGAUGAGGCCCUCCGUGGUUGGAGCGUAUCGGAGGGCCCGGAGGGCCAGGGCCUCCUCAUGGACCCAGGGGCCCUCCGUGCCGCCGCCGAGAGUGCCUGCCUCCCCCGCAGCGCCAGCUCUCUGCUCAUGGCCUUCCGGGACGUCACUGUCCACAUUGAUAGCAACAGUUCCUACACCAUCUCCUCUGCUACCACCACUACCACCACCUCCCUGGGCAACGCCGGCGGCGAAGCGGGCAGCAGGAAGACCUCGCUGAGCGGGAUGGGCCUCGUCAGAGGAGAGUCAGCUGAGGAGCCUGAAUUCCCUGCGCCUCCUCCAAGCGAGGAGCUGGAGAAUUUGGAUCCGGGGUCGCGGAGGGGCUCAGCUGUGCCCCUCCCGGGGGGGUACGGCGCCUUAGAAGGGGAAGGCAUCUCGGACAAAGUGGGGUCCAACUCCACAUCUACCUCCACCGCCAUCGUCACUUCGACCUUCUCCGACCAGCAGCCUGCCCAGAUUUACACCCAGUACCAGCAGUACCACUACACCCAUCCGCAGCAGCUGGCGGCGGGCACCGGCCCCGAUGCCCUGCAGGCUCUGGUGGUCUCCCUCCCCAGGGAUCGAUGCCAGGAUCCCACGUCUUGCCGGUCGCCCACCCUCUCCACCGACACACAUCGUAAACGGCUCUAUCGCAUUGGACUAAACCUCUUCAAUGUGAACCCGGAGAAAGGAAUCCACUUCCUGAUCACGCGCGGCUUCGUGCCCGACACGGCCAUCGGCGUGGCUCACUUCCUGCUCCAGAGGAAAGGCCUCAGCAGGCAGAUGAUUGGAGAGUUCCUGGGCAACAGCAAGCUGCAGUUCAACAGAGACGUUCUGGACUGCGUGGUGGACGAGAUGGAUUUCUCGGGCAUGGAGCUGGACGAAGCCCUGAGAAAGUUUCAGGCUCAUGUGCGCGUGCAGGGCGAGGCGCAGAAGGUGGAGCGACUCAUCGAGGCCUUUAGCCAGCGCUACUGUAUGUGUAAUCCUGACGUGGUGCAGCAGUUCCACAACCCCGACACCAUCUUCAUCCUUGCCUUUGCUGUGGUCCUCCUCAACACUGACAUGUACUCGCCCAACAUCAAACCACAGCGCAAAAUGGGCCUCGACGACUUCAUACGCAAUCUCAGAGGUGUGGAUGACGGAGCAGACAUCCCCAGAGAGAUGGUGGCUGGCAUUUAUGAAAGGAUCCAACAAAGAGAGCUGCGAUCCAAUGAGGACCAUGUCACCUAUGUGAGCCGUGUGGAGCAGUCCAUCCUGGGCCUGAAAACUAUCUUGGCCGUGCCUCACAGACGUCUGGUGUGCUGCUGUCGUCUGUUUGAGGUUCCUGAUGCCAACAAACCUCAUAAACAGAAACUGUCGCAGCUCCAGAGAGAGGUCUUCCUCUUUAACGACCUGCUCUUGAUCCUGAAGCUGUGCCCCAAGAAGAAAAGCUCGGCUUCUUACACCUUCUGCAAAGCCAUGGGUCUCCUGGGAAUGCAGUUCCACCUCUUCAGCAAUGAAUACUAUGCCCAUGGCAUCACCAUGAUGAGCCCGUUUACCUCUGAGAAGAAGCAGCUGGUGAGCUUUUGCUCACCAAGUGGGGAGGAGCUGCGGAAAUUCGCAGAGGAGUUGCGAGAGGCUAUUUCCGAAGUCAACGAGAUGGAGCGCAUACACAUCCAGUGGGAACUGGAGAGGCAACAGGGCAUCCAGCCUCACAGCAUACAUACGAAUGGCGGCCAAGUGGACGCGCACACGGGGCAAGGAUCCCCGUCAGGUCAACAGGAUGCGUACGAUAAAAGCGGCAACAACAACGCAGUGGAGGUGUCAAUUCACAACAGGCUGCAGACCUACCAACUGAGCCCGCCCGGCGUUGAGUCGAUGCCCCCACUGGCCCUGACCGCCCCGCCCGCCUUGCUCGACCCCGCCCCGGCCGGGGAACUCCGCCCGGAGACGCUCAUCCAGUGUCAGCAGAUCGUCAAAGUCAUCGUGGUGGACCAGAGCGGGCGGGGCCGCAUGGAGGCCUUCCUCAGCCAGGGCCCGACCGCCCACCAGCUCCUGCGCUCGGCCAUGUCCACGCCCGUCCACGUCCAGGGGGACGGGCCCCAGCCCCCUCUGCCGCCGCCCCCGCCCCCUUACAACCAUCCGCACCAGUUCUGCCCGCCAGACUCGCCCAUGCCGCUACACCACACCAUCCCACUCACUCGCAGACGCAAUUCCAGCGGCUCCCGCAGCAUUGUCUGAAUUACUCCCCUCCCCCACCCCUCCGCCCCCACCCCAACCCAAAAAAAACUAAAAAACUGCCACUAUGACCCUCCCGGGACCGACAACAUGGAGUUGUUGGGACACCAUUUUGUUAAGGCAACCGACAAUUGGCCCGCUCGCUGAAGAUGUCUGUUCCGCGUUUCACCAUCUUCAAGACACAUUCAGACUCUUUGUGCACAGGUCGCACCAAGAUUCAUAUAAAGCAGGGGUGGACAAACUAAGGCGCUCAAGGGCCACGUUUGAUUAUUUAAAAUGAACAGAUGGGCCAGCUCAUUCGUAGUAGACGAGGUGCAAAAAAAAGUUAAGUGUAUGCAAAGCGUGGGAUGGGAAGAUAAUUUUUUCUCGUUCUUAAUCUUUUAAAUAUUUUUAAAGGAUUUAAUGAUAAUUAAUUUAUGAAUUGUUUAAUUGUAUAAAUAUAUAUAUAUAUAUCCAUCCAUCCAUCCAUUUUUUGAGCCACUUCUCCUCACAAGGGUCGCGGGCAUGCUGGAGCCUAUCCCAGCUAUCAUCGGGCAGGAGGCGGGGUACACCCUGAACUGGUUGCCAGCCAAUCGCAGGGCACAUACAAACAAACAACCAUUCGCACUCACAUUCACACCUACGGGCAAUUUAGAGUCUCCAAUUCAUGCAUGUUUUUGGGAUGUGGGAGGAAACCGGAGUGCCCGGAGAAAACCCACGCAGGUACGGGGAGAACAUGCUAUAUAUAUAUAUACAGCGGCUGAAAUAAAUAUUUAACAUGUCACCAUUUUUCUCAUUAAAUAUAUUUCCAAAGGUGCUAUUGACAUGAACAUUUCACCAGAUCCAUCCUUCCAUUUUCUGAGCCGCUUCUCCUCACUAGGGACGCGGGCGUGCUGGAGCCUAUCCCAGCUACCAUCGGACAGGAGGCGGGGUACACCCUGAACUGGUUGCCAGCCAAUCGCAGCAUUUCACCAGAUGUUAGUGGAAGUAAUCCAUACAUACAAAGAAAGUAGAACAAAUGAGAUCAGAAAUGAAGUUGUGUGUAAUUAUGUGAAAUGACACAGGGAAAAAGUAUUGAACAGACCAAGCAUUUAUUGAAUACUUUGUACAAAAGCCUUUGUUUGCAAUGACAGCUUCAAGAUGCCUCCUGUAUGGAGAAACUAGUCGCAUGCAUUGCUCUGGUGUGAUUUUGGCCCAUUCCUCCACACAAGCAGUCUUCAAAUCUUGAAGGUUGCGUGAGCUUCUUUUGUGGACCUUGAGUUGCAGUUCUUUCCAUAGAAUUUCGAUUGGAUUCAAGUCAGGUGAUUGGCUGGGCCAUUCUAGCAGCUUUAUUUUUUUUCCAUUGAAACCAAUUGAGAGUUUCCUUGGCAGUAAGUUUUGGAUCAUUAUCCUGAUGAAAUGUCCACCCUCGUUUCAUUUUCAUCAUCCUCGUAGAUGGCAGCAGAUUUUUCUCAAGAAUGUCUGGGUACAUUUGCCCAUUCAUCCUUCCUUCAAUAAUGUGAAGUUCACAGUACCAUUUGCUGAAAAGCAGCCCCACAUCAUGUUGUCACAUCUGAACUUCACUGUUGGUAUGGUGUUUUUAGGGUGAUGUGCAGUGCCAUUUCUCCUCCAAACGUGAUGUGCUUUAUGGCAUCCAAACAGCUCAACUAUAUUCUCCCAGUAUUUAACUGGCUUGUCCAAAUGUUGUUCAGCAAACUUUAUCAUGCUUUUUUUUUUCAGCAAUGGCGUGAUGAGCGUGCAUACAGGCCAUGGCGGCAGAGUACAUUACUCACUGUUUUCUUUGUGACAGCAGUACCUGCUAAUUCCAGGUCUUUUUGAAGCUCUCCACAGGUGGUCCUUGGCUCUUGGACAGCUAUUCUGAUUAUUCUUUGCACUCCUCUGACAGAAAUCUUGUGAGGAGCACCUCACCUGAUCGAGGCAAAUUUAUGGUGGUAUGAUUGGCUUUCCACUUACGUAUUAUGCCCCCAACUGUGCUCACUGGAACAUUCACAAGCUUAGAUGUGUGCCUGUAACCAAUGCCAUCGUUAUGUUUUGCAGCAAUUAGUCUUGAGACAGCUCUCUGCUCUUACCCAUCAUGAGAUGUGUCUUGGCUCACAAUUUGGCAAUGAGACCUUUUUGUAGGCUAUCAAUUAGGAGUGAACCAGCUGAUAUUCAGUUGCACUAACAAGGGGCUGGAUUGUUAUUUUAUUAUUGAUAGAUUUUAGGUGUUGUCUUGGGUGUUCAUGCCUUUUUUCGCCACCCUUUCUUCAUGUGUUCAAUACUUUCGCAACGUGUCAUUUCACAUUAUUACACGCAAAUUCUGAUCUUAUUUGUUCUACUUUUGUUGUAUGUAUGGAUUACUUGGGUUGUUCCCAACAUCUGGUGAAGAUUUAAUGUCAAUAGCACCUUUGGAAAUAUAUUUAGUGAGAAAAUGGUGACGUAUAUAUACCAGGUGAUUGAAAAGUAACUCCCUACUUUUAAGUACUUUUUCAUUUAUUUCUGCACUAUAAUUCUUAUAGGAAAUGAACAUGAGAAGAAAGUGUAUUGCAUGGUGUUUUAUUUAACAUUCGAUGGAAGAUAUAACUUCUUGUAUUCACCCUUCAAGUUCUCCCAAAGUCGUUGGUUUGGUAGAAUAGACUUGCUCCUUUAAUCAUGGAACAUACACAAAAAUCUUUUGAAAACAUUACAACAUGUGAAUAAAUUCUAAGUAUUUUAAAAUAGGGAGUUACUUUCCAAUCGCCCUGUAUAAAUAUAUAUAUAUAUAUAUAUAUUUAUAUAUUUUACUAAUUAUGUAUUUUAUGUGAAAAUAUUCAAUGAUCAAAUAAUUCAUGUUCAUUUUUAAAUGGUAUUAUUUUAAAUUCAUUUAAUUAAUUAAUUAAUUAAUUAAGGAAAGAGUAAAUUGUUUUAUUUUACUAUGUAUUUGAUCAUUUAAAAUAUUAAUAUAUUUCAAUUAAAAUCCAUUAACAAAAUUGUUAAUUGAAUAAAAAAGCCUUAUAACUACUAUUUUAGUAUUUUGUACAAAAUAUAUUUUAAUUACAAAUAAUGUAUGCUCAUUUUUAACAUUUUUUAAAUAAUUCCUUUCAUUUCAUUUAAGUAAUUGAAUCAAAAUGCAUUUUUGUAUUUUAUGUAAAAUCGUUUAUUUUAACAGUAAAAUAAUAAUUCUUGCUAAGUUUUACAUUUUAAUUCUAAUUUUAAGUAAUUAAUAAAAUAUUUUAAAUGGUUUAUUUCACAAUGAUUUUAUCAUUUACAAUAAAUGACCAGUUUUAGGAGAUAACUGGCUGCAUUAAGGCAACAAAUUAUGUUGUAUGUGAUUGAAAAAAUAAUGAAUCAAUACAUUUCUAUACAAAAAUAAAAAAUAAAUUAAUGCAACAAAUAUCACAGGGUUUUGAUUAAAAUAAAGGCUUGAUGGACCGGAUUUAAGAACAGAGCGGGCUGUAUCUGGCCCACGGUCCUUACUUUGCUCACCCCUGCGAGAAAACAGAGGAUGCUAUUGAAAAAACAGAGCGUUUAAAAAAAACUGGUCUUGGCACAGCAAGUCUAGCUUUUCAGAUUUGCAAUUAUUUGUUCUUAUCAACUGGAAAAGAAGAAAGCUGCUUAUCGGUGCAGUUCUUCCUGUCUUGCUUUAAAGGAAGAAAAACAGAGAGAGAGAGAGAGAGAGAGAGAGAGAGAGAGAGAGGGGGGGGGGGGGGGAGGAUACAAAGGUGUCUACCCGACAUGAUGUACAGCAUAGCGUCACACGAGUGGGUUUUUCCCAAUGGUGCGUGGGAGCAGAUCACGUCACAAAAACAAAGUACAGUUUUAGUAUUGCAUUACUGAGAAAUGUUAGGGCCACGCUGGAAAUAAAUAUUAUAUAAUAUUUUUUUCACAAAGUCAAAUUUCAAAAUAAUUGAAAAAGUUGGAGUGUUACGAAAUUGUUUUGAGUAUAAAAUCCAAAUUUUCACAACAAAGUCAAAUUAUUAUUUUUUUUUUCCAGGAAAAAAACUUUUUCUACUCUGAUUCUUUUUUUUAUUGUAAAGUUAGGACUUUCCCUGGUAAUUUGUUUUACUCUUUUUCUUGUAAUAUGAAAUACUCUCAAGAACUCAUACAAAAUAUGACAUAAUUUUUGCUUUCUUGUAAUAUUACAACUUUUGAACUUUUCUCUCAUAAAAUCACUAUUUAAUUCACAUGAAAUUAAUAUCUUUUCCCUAAAUAAUGUCUUUCUUGUAAUAUUACAGCUUUAUUCUCAUGAUAUUUAAAACUUUCUUCAUUAUACUUGACUUAAAAUUUACUAUAUAUGUAUAUAUAUAUAUAUAUACACUCUCAUAUUAACUAUUAUUUAUGGGAAACUACCACUAUUGUCUCAUAAUAUUCACUCUUAAUUUUUUAAAAAUUGAGAUUAGUAUCCCUUCAUA
Phyllopteryx taeniolatus (common seadragon) is the source of this 7954-nucleotide messenger RNA. RefSeq names its product IQ motif and Sec7 domain ArfGEF 3b (gene iqsec3b). The record is from RefSeq and is a predicted model, not a curated record. Gene Ontology annotation, molecular function: guanyl-nucleotide exchange factor activity; protein binding. The transcript is spliced from 15 exons. Bases 186 to 3608 code for a protein of 1140 amino acids. Gene Ontology annotation, biological process: regulation of ARF protein signal transduction; actin cytoskeleton organization. NCBI's taxonomy places the organism in Eukaryota, Metazoa, Chordata, Actinopteri, Syngnathiformes, Syngnathidae.